This is a messenger RNA of Rotaria sordida, 513 nucleotides long. NCBI's taxonomy places the organism in Eukaryota, Metazoa, Rotifera, Eurotatoria, Philodinida, Philodinidae. The record is from the annotation of a GenBank genome assembly.
AUGUAUUAUUCUCCAUUAGUUGAAGUAGAUUCUACUUCUCAUCAUUCAACUACGACUAUUGAUUCAACUGGUAGUACAUCUCAUAUUCGAUCUGAUCGUAAUGAUCAUUUAUGUCGUAUAUGCAAGAAUCAACUAAUUAAAAAACAACCAACUCAUCAUACACCAAUUGAAUGUCUUAGUCAACGAUGCGAAUUUUUAGAAUUGGAAAUUGUUCAACUUAAAGAUCGUGAUACGAAAUCACGUUCACAAAUAAAACAACUUGAAGAUAAAAUAAUAAGAUUAGAAGAUGCAAUUAAAGGAUUGACAGCACCAAGAGAACAACUCGCAACUCCGUUUGCUUUUGGUGGUAAAGGGCAUAAACAUCGUCAUCAAUUGAAGAAAUCAAAGUCUGGAGACAUGCCUUUAAGUAAAUCCAAUAUUAACUAUGAUAAUAUUUUACAAUCAAAAAGGCCAAAUAGUCGAGAACGUAUCGGACUUUUUGGAAGUCUUGGUGCAUCAUCUCAACAGCAUUAA